This is a messenger RNA of Symsagittifera roscoffensis, 2259 nucleotides long. RefSeq lists its product as uncharacterized. The transcript is spliced from 3 exons. The coding region runs from base 540 to 2114 and encodes 524 amino acids. The record is from RefSeq and is a predicted model, not a curated record. NCBI's taxonomy places the organism in Eukaryota, Metazoa, Xenacoelomorpha, Acoela, Convolutidae.
AAGUCUCAAGCGCAGUACGUUCCAGUUUUAAGCACUCAAACGCUGUGCAAUUUUUUAAGCGCUCAGAAAAAAAUGGCAAAUGUGAAAUAUGGCCAACAAGUGUUUCCAACUACAUCUUGAAAUUCAACAAAAAAUUAUAAGCACAAACUAUUUUUGCAAAACAACUUUGAUGCAUUCAUUUGAUCGCCAUACAAUUUUUUGGAUAGCUUAAUGCAUCCAUUUUUUAGUUUUAUUUAGUGUUUAUAAAUCUCUGAGCUCUAUAGUGAAAUAUAAAUGUUAGUAAUUUGAAGAAAACUUUGAAAAUUCAAAGUACUUUGAUUUUCGUUUUCUCAUUUUUGAUUCGGUUCAUUUGUACAACUCCGCUUCUAUGUGCUAGUUAAUCUGAGAGAACAACGAAUUUUUUCCCAUGUUUGUUAUUUAAUCUUACCAUGCGAGUAGUAACUGCUGUCUGAACUAAGCUCAUUGUGGGCGAAAUUUGUUAUGAAAUGGCUCCGAUUAUUUGAGUUAAUAUUUACUGAAGUGAAUUAAAACGAGAAAAGAUGUCGUCUAUUAGCGAGAGACAGCGACUGAUGCGUGAGCGGUGGAUGAGUCAAGCUGGAGGUGGUGACUCACUCGGUCAAAGUGGUCUCACCCGUACCAAAUCAACCAACGAUGUUCUGGCUGCAAUCGAACAUGAGAUAAAGGAAGCAAAAGAACGCGAGCUAUAUCACAAAAGGCGACAAGAAAAAUUCUCCAAGCAAUCGCAACGAGAUAAUCAAGCAAACAGCGAUUCUCCACAGCGAGGCAUUUCAGGUGCUCAAAAACAAGAUGAGCUCAACUCUCCUCAAUCGCCAGGGAGUUCUUUCUUAAUCUCGCCCUCAUUAUCACACGAUCUCUACUCGGCUCCGAAUGGGUUUCGGCACAGUCCCGAUACUGGAGACGACAGCGCUUUCGGGAGUCUUGCUGAUCCCGAUGACACUCUCGAUGCAGUUUCGGUCGACGAAGAAGCUUUCGCUCUAGAAUAUUUGCCGCUGAAUGCUAAGCGGUCGUUUUGGGAGCGAAAACACCGCGAGGCGAUUGAAUCAGAACGAAAAAGAAUCGAGUUUGAGUCGCAUUUGGAAACUCUGCGACGAAGAAAAGACGAAUCACGAUGGUGUGAACAAAAGAAACGAUCAAACUCGUUUACAUGUCUGCUUGCUUCAGACUCUACGGAGGGGAAUUUACCCACGUGCGAUUUCGUGGAAAAGGAUCGGAAAAAAUCGGUUGAGAACGAACCCAAAAUUUCAGUUACUGGCAUGAAGUCUCACUGGAAUGGUCGGGUUUCCAGAAAAAGCCAUGCGGAUUACCCGGACGACAGCGAAAGCAGUGAAAGAACUUCGGGGGAUCAAAUUGUGAAAAGCGAUGUGACCGAUUUCAAGAAACGACAGAAAGCGUGGUCGAAAGAACAUUUGCAUGCAUUGGAGCAGGCGUUAAUGCGACAGUCGAGAAGCAGAAACAAAUUCUCAAAUCCCUAUAAAAAUGACCCGCAGAGAUACAAUAAUGACGAAAUGCGAAGAUCACAAAGCUAUUCAGCGCUUGACAUAAAAACUCCAAGCUCCGAAGGCGAGUUCCGUAAAAAGAAACCCAAAAUGCCGCACGAAAAACUGACAAAGGGCGGGAAUAUAGUCGUGUCAAUUCCAAGCUCGGAACGCGAAAAGCUGCUGAACUGUCAAUAUGCUGAAAAGGAACAGGGAGAAAAAAGACGAACGACACAUGAAUCCGACUUGAAUUCGGUUAGCACCUCAAGCGCUGAAGUCACUCCCAGGCCGAAACUGUACACUAAAAAGAAUAGUACAAAGCAGAUUUCAUCUGGCGAUCUUCGUUGCAGUACUUCAAGUGAGAAAAAAAGACCAGAUGAAGCCGACGAUAAGCAGCAAAGCAGCUUCAAAAGUAGCAGAGACCGAUCUGCAAAGAAAGAGCAUCGACGAGACCAAGACGCGACAACAUCGACCGUGUCGUCGGGACGCACCUGCGAAAAGAAGAAGUUAGAUGAAGCACUUAGGAGGCGAGACACGAACUGCAGCGACAAAAGAAGAGACUUAGAUCGAAACUGGGACCAAGUGUGCCGAAAAAGUGAGCCCAAAAUCGAUUUCUGAGAAAUAAAAAAACCAGCAAAAAACUUCAUCGUCGGAGCUCAAAAAAUCAAUUCAUGACUUCAAUAGAAUAACUGACCAUAGAAAUCAUUAGAAAAAUUAAAGUUUACAUCUUUUACUCAUGUUUCGUCAAACCAGAGAGUGUAAU